This is a messenger RNA of Bicyclus anynana (squinting bush brown), 2478 nucleotides long. RefSeq lists its product as uncharacterized. The record is from RefSeq and is a predicted model, not a curated record. The transcript has 5 exons. NCBI's taxonomy places the organism in Eukaryota, Metazoa, Arthropoda, Insecta, Lepidoptera, Nymphalidae. The coding region runs from base 320 to 808 and encodes 162 amino acids.
UCGCCGUACGCUAGUACGUUACCACACGCCAAAGAAAACGCCGAUUUUCCCAUUUUCAUAUAUCGCAAAGUUCCUAUUCCUAACCUAUAAACAUUAAUACAUAGUGCCGUGUGUUUUUAAUCUGUUAAAAUUCGAACGUGGUGUAAAUAGAACACAUGUUCUAUUUUCAAACUCUUUGAUUCUGUGCUAGUGUUUUUGUCUGAGGUCGAAGUGAUAAUAAAAACAGUAAAACGCGAUUUAAAAAAAGAAUCAACGAGUGACUUCCUCUAAGAUUUUUUAAAAAAAGAACAACAAUCGCCUGUGUCCAUCGAGUAUCAAAAUGGCGCUGCCGAUGUUAAGGCGCUGUUGCGGUUGUCUCUCUUUAGAAAAAGGGUGUCUCAUCUUGUCCAUUCUCUCCACAUUGUGCUGCAUUGCCUACAUCAUCACGGGGUCAUGGUAUAUGCGGCAGCAUACAGAGAGGAAGCCGGAAGACAACCUGAUAUCCAUGACCAUGGUGAUGUUUGGCACUCUCUCUGCUAUUAGUAACAUCGUGGUUCUGUUAGGAGUUACCUUAAGUCGUCCGGGCUUCCUACAGCUGUCACUGCUGUGCAACUCCGUGUUCAUGCUGUGCAUCCUGCUGGUGGACAUGGUGACGUGUCUCUUCAGUAACGAGCUGGCGCCCUACAUACAGCAGCCGGGGUACUUGGCGCUCAUCAUCAUACUAAUCCUCGCUAAAGCAGUGUACUAUAUCUACUACUUAACGGUCGUUAACAGUCUCUACAGGAAGAUGAAGAUGUACGGUGACGGUGAAACUGCCUUGCCUAUAUAACUUGCCUCGAAGCAUACCUACAUGAUGAUGGUCCUUGGGCCCUUGUAAUUUAUUUUAUCUGUAACGUGUUUGGGCCCAAAAUGGUCGGUCUCCUUUGUGAUUUACACAAAUUUAUCAUCAUCAAUAAGUAUCAGCCGAUGGACGUCCACUGCUGGACAUGGUCUCGAACCGCCAGAAUCCAGCGGCUCCCUGCAAACUGCUUGAUGUCCUCGGUCUAGUGGGAGGUCAACCAACACUGCGCUUUCCGGUGCGGGGGUCGCCAUUCCAGCACCUUGGGACCCCAACGUCCAUCGGCUUUUCGAACUAUGCGCCCUGCCCAUUGCCACUUCAACUUCAACAGCUAUGUCCGUGACUUUGAUUCUUCUGCGGAUCUCAUUUCUGAUUCGAUCACGCAGAGAAACUCCAAGCAUAGCUCGCUCCGUCGCCCGUUGAGUGACUCCGAGCCUUCUUAUACCUCAUUAUUAUUCCUUGUAUUGCACAAAUUACAUACACAAAGUUUGAGCAGAUUGGCCAUAACUAAAAUUUUGUUCCUAGACCCAAGGACUGUAAUAUUAUCUAAUUAAUAACCUAACCUAACCUAACCUAACAGUCGUUUAUAUGUGUAGAAGACUGCUGGCAAACAAUUGUGAUCAAAUACGCUUUUUAUAUGUUUAAUAUUGUUAUCGUUAUUGUCUACUGUUUUGUAUGUGAAUAAAAUCUAGUUACGAUUAUAAUAAUAAGAAAUAUUUUUUAUCCUUAUUAGUCUGUUUGAACGACUCAGUAUACCAGGCCUCCUUGUCUUGGUCCUUUUAGCUUAAACCCACCACGCUGUUUGAUUCUUUAACUACUACCAGGGACUCUAGAUUCUUUUUCUACAAACGCUAACGCUUCGAAAAGUAACAAAAUGUAUGCAAAUGACAUUCACUAUCGACCAGAGCCUGUACCCAUAUGACACGUCGUUUCUCUUUCUACAAUAGAUGACGCUUCGAAAAUUUAAAAAAUGUAUGGGAAUGACAUUUGAUAUCGACAGGUCACGUGAUCAAGUUGUCGACCGGGUCUGUCAUUUCCUUACAUUUUGUUAGUUUUCGAAGCGUUAGCGUUUGUAGAAUAGAAUCGUGCCAAGUUACUUCGCCUGCCUAUGCAGUAGAGAAAGUAACUUUUUCGAGCAAGUGAGAUGAAAAAUAUUUUCAAGGGGGGAUUCAUGCGUUUUAAUGUGAAUAAAACCAAUGAGUAAAGUUGUUUAUUUCAUUUAUUUUGCAAUAUUAACUUCAAUGCGUUCAACCAAGCGAUUGUACAACAGUCAGAAACACCAAAUGUCUAUAAAACCAAUGUUAAUGUCACAUCUGUGUAAAUAACUAUCAUGGCAACAUUUAAAGCAUUUAACAAUUGAUUUAUUUAGUUGGGUAAUAUUUAUAUAAAUCCUUUUAACGGGUCCAUUCACAUACUGUACUAAAAAUAAUAUUAACAAUAUGUAUCUACCUAAUCAUAUAACCCCAAAUUCUCACCUUAAUAUAUUAAAUAUUAUUAAUUUUGAGAAUAAUAGUUAAGUUUCCGCAAUUUACGAUUACAGUACGUAUUAUGAACGUCAUACGGCAACUGUCUACAUACCCAUGCUAUCUGAAAAACAUUUUAGUACAUAUAUAAAUUCCUUUCAUACAAAAAUACUAAAAUCACGAUUAGAAAAUGGAGGU